AUGGCCACCUCUCCGCCGUCUCCAUUUCCACCCACACUGCCAAACCCGAAGAAGCGCCCCUCCAUGUCUUCUCAAACAUCCACAACUUCGGCAGCCAAACGCCGUCAACUACACCCGCUCCGACAGACCUCCUUCCCCGCAGCGGUUGCGGGUGCCUACGACUCCGCCAUUACGCCCUCGGCACGUUCCGAAACUGGUUCUAUUGCCAACAGCACCUUUUCAGCGACUAGCUCGAAGGUUCCCGGCCGAGGCAGGGGAAGGCCAAAAAAGAAUGCGCCUUUGCCUGCCGACAAAGAUGAUACCGCGCGAAGUACUACGACCAAGGGUGGCGCGGCCAAGUCGGUUGUGAGUGGGAAGUCGGGUGCGCGGUCAGAAGCAGGCGGUGAUGAAGACGAAGACGACGAUGAUGAAGAGGUGGAAGUGGAGAUCACGGCCGAUGAGAAGAAGCGCGAGGAGGAAGAGGAUACGCGUCGCGCAGAUCGCGAGCGCAUGCUGGCCAGCGCUUUCAAUGAGGAGCAGAGGACGAGAUAUACUCAGUACCGGAGUUGGAAGAUUGAACCCAAAAAUGUACGCCGCAUCAUUAACCAAGUGAUGAGCCAGAGUAGCGUGGACAGGGUGGUGAGCACGGUGAGCUGGACAAGCAAGCUGUUUGCUGGGCUGUUGGUGGAAGGUGCGAGAGAUGUGCAAAAGGAGUGGGCGGAGGCAUACGAUAAGACCCGCGAGGAAGAGAAGAAGUGGCGGCGGGCGGAGCUGGAGCGGCUGCUGUUGAAGAGGGAGGAGGGCGGCAUGGGCGAGCAAGAGAAAGUGCUCGUGCAGCGAGAUAUCGAGCGACUGAAGAAGGAGAGCGAGGAGUACAUACCCAACCCACAUCGGGGUGGCUUGCUGCCGGAUCAUCUCAGAGAGGCGUUGAGGAGGUACAAGGCUGAUGGGGAGGGAUUUGGGGCCGGCAUGCAAGGCAGCAGUCACAGUCUACUAGGUGUACCGGGCAGUGUGGCGUAUCGCGCUGGAGAUGGAACGACGGGCAGGAGGCUCUUCCGAUGA
Messenger RNA from Cyphellophora europaea CBS 101466, 1041 nucleotides. RefSeq lists its product as uncharacterized. The transcript has a single exon. The record is from RefSeq and is a predicted model, not a curated record. Gene Ontology annotation, molecular function: protein heterodimerization activity; transcription coactivator activity. Gene Ontology annotation, cellular component: nucleus; transcription factor TFIID complex. Bases 1 to 1041 code for a protein of 346 amino acids. Gene Ontology annotation, biological process: RNA polymerase II preinitiation complex assembly; transcription initiation at RNA polymerase II promoter. Lineage: Eukaryota; Fungi; Ascomycota; Eurotiomycetes; Chaetothyriales; Cyphellophoraceae.